AUGGCGCGGUCACGCGAUCAAAUCUGCUGUCACGAGCCUUAUCCAAGCAACGGAGUGGAGGCUGGAGAAUUAGAACGGACAUCAAUUAUACACCACAUUUCAGUUACCAAAUUGAGUGUGUGGUUAAGAGAGCCGGGCUUUAAAUUCGUAUUGCAAGUUGGCACUUGAGAGCGUCUACGUAGUUAUCCCGGACAACCGGUGAUGUAUCCCAGUAUUUGAAUGAUAUUGGUAGACAGCUAGCUAGCUGUUAGGCUAGCUAUACGGCGCUUCACUUCGAAGUAACUCAACGUUAUAUUCUGUGACGUUUGUUCUACUAACACAUCUGACUGCAUGUAUCUGCGAGACACCCAAGUAGUGUGGGGUUUUACCUUUUGUGAAUCGUUACAGUAGAUGGUAUAUGCGUCGCCUCUAUGUAGGUAAGGAUUGAAUGAAAUAACGUUAGCUUGCCAUAGCCAGCGGAAACGAGCCAGUUAACGGGGAUAACGCUAAUUUAUCCUCCAGCACCAUCCAGCUAAUCUAGUGUAUGCUAUCUGAGCUAACAUAGCCUGCCACAGGCAUACCGCGAGCUUCGUCAGCAACACUGAAUGAUAUAGGUGUAGCGAGCAACUGGAAUUGCUGAAAAGCUAGCUACUACUAAACGUCAAGUUGGCCAUAUUCGACUCCAGUCCGGUGUAAAGGCUGAGCGACGUCAGAUACAGUUAAGGCCGGAGUGAGGACAAAUCUGCAAACAUGCCGGCUGUGUCGAAAGGAGAUGGAAUGCGCGGAUUAGCAGUUUUCAUUUCCGACAUAAGAAACUGUAAGAGCAAGGAAGCUGAGAUCAAACGGAUCAAUAAAGAGCUGGCCAACAUUCGCUCCAAGUUUAAAGGGGACAAGGCUCUUGAUGGCUACAGCAAGAAGAAAUAUGUCUGCAAGCUGCUCUUCAUCUUCCUGCUCGGCCAUGACAUUGACUUUGGACACAUGGAGGCGGUCAACCUACUGAGCUCCAAUAAGUACACAGAGAAACAGAUUGGUUACCUGUUCAUUUCAGUGUUGGUAAACAGCAACAGUGAGCUGAUUCGUCUGAUCAACAACGCCAUCAAGAAUGACCUCUCCAGCCGCAACCCCACCUUCAUGUGCCUGGCACUUCACUGUAUUGCUAACGUGGGAAGCCGUGAGAUGGCUGAGGCUUUUGCCAGUGAGAUCCCUCGGAUCCUGGUGGCUGGUGAUACCAUGGACAGUGUGAAGCAGUCUGCUGCCCUGUGUCUGCUGCGCCUCUAUAAGACCUCUCCUGACCUGGUUCUGAUGGGGGAGUGGACCUCCCGCGUGGUGCACCUGCUCAAUGACCAACACAUGGGUGUGGUGACAGCAGCCAUUUCCCUCAUCACCUGUCUGAGCCAGAAGAAUCCAGAUGAGUUCAAGACCUGCGUUUCACUGGCCGUUUCCCGACUUAGCAGGAUUGUGUCUUCGGCCUCCACUGAUCUGCAGGACUACACCUACUACUUUGUCCCGGCACCCUGGCUCUCCUGCAAGCUGCUGCGUCUGCUGCAGUGCUACCCUCCACCAGAAGAUGGUGCUGUCAAGGGUCGUCUGGUAGAAUGUCUGGAGACCAUCCUGAAUAAGGCACAGGAGCCACCCAAGUCCAAGAAGGUGCAACACUCCAAUGCCAAGAAUGCAAUCCUGUUUGAGGCUAUCUCACUGAUCAUACACUAUGACAGCGAGCCCAACCUGCUGGUGCGAGCCUGUAAUCAGCUGGGCCAGUUCCUGCAGCACAGGGAGACCAACCUGCGCUACCUGGCUCUAGAGAGCAUGUGCACCUUGGCCAGCUCUGAGUUUUCCCAUGAAGCUGUCAAGACACACAUCGAGACCGUCAUCAACGCCCUCAAGACUGAGAGGGAUGUGAGUGUUCGACAGAGGGCCGCUGAUCUGCUGUAUGCCAUGUGCGAUCGCAGCAAUGCCAAGCAGAUCGUAGCUGAGAUGCUCAGCUACCUCGAGACAGCAGACUACUCAAUCAGAGAGGAGAUGGUGCUAAAAGUAGCCAUACUUGCAGAGAAAUAUGCCGUGGAUUACUCCUGGUACGUGGACACCAUUCUCAACCUGAUACGCAUAGCCGGAGACUACGUCAGUGAAGAGGUGUGGUAUCGCGUCAUUCAGAUCGUCAUCAAUCGAGACGAUGUGCAGGGCUACGCUGCCAAGACGGUCUUUGAGGCCCUGCAGGCCCCUGCCUGUCAUGAGAACAUGGUGAAGGUUGGAGGCUACAUUCUGGGAGAGUUUGGAAACCUUAUUGCUGGAGACCCACGCUCCAGCCCCCUGGUCCAGUUCAACCUUCUCCAUUCCAAGUUCCACCUGUGCUCCGUGCCGACCCGCGCCCUGCUGCUGUCAGCUUACAUCAAGUUCAUCAACCUGUUCCCGGAGACCAAGGCCACCAUCCAGGAGGUGCUGCGCUGCGACAGCCAGAUCCGCAACUCAGACGUUGAGCUGCAGCAGCGUGCUGUCGAGUAUCUGAAGCUUUCCUCCAUCGCUAGCACAGAUGUCCUGGCUACAGUCCUGGAAGAGAUGCCUCCCUUCCCAGAGCGGGAGUCAUCAAUCUUGGCUAAGCUGAAGAAGAAGAAGGGGCCCGGUACUGUGUCCGUGACAGAUCUGGAAGACAGCAAAAGGGAAGGCGGGGAGUUGAAUGGAGGGGGUGAGCGGGGGCCAGACACAGCGGCCAUGGCUUCCUCCAAUGCUUCCACCCCGUCACCAUCAGCAGACCUCCUUGGGAUUCGUUCGGCUGCCCCUGUUGGUGCUGCUCCAGCCAGUGCUGGCAGUCUAUUGGUGGAUGUGUUCUCUGAGGCAGGGCCUGCUGCACCUUCUGCUGCUGUGAACGAUGACGGCUUCCUAAGAGAUCUGGAACAGCCCACCGCGACCUGUGACUCCCUAUUGGUGGAGGGUUCUGGUGACUCGGACUCUGCUCCUCCCUCUGAGGAUCCUGCUCCUCCUCUGCCUGAGGCAGACGAACUUCUUAACAAGUUUGUGUGCAAGAACAAUGGGGUUCUGUUUGAGAAUCAGCUUCUACAGAUUGGCAUAAAGUCAGAGUAUCGUCAAAAUCUGGGGAGAAUGUACUUAUUCUACGGUAACAAGACUUCAGUGCAGUUUGCCAGCUUCACCACCACCGUCAGCUAUCCUGGGGAGCUGCAAUCUCAGCUCAACGUUCAGACCAAACCAGUAGAACCACUGGUAGAGGGGGGGGCCCAGAUCCAACAGGUCCUCAACAUAGAGUGUCUGACAGACUUCUCUGACGCUCCGCUGCUCAACAUCAAGUUCAGAUAUGGGGGAGCGCUGCAGAACCUGACCCUAAAGCUGCCUGUCACCAUCAACAAGUUCUUCCAGCCCACCGAGAUGACUUCACACGACUUCUUCCAGCGCUGGAAACAGCUCAGCCAACCACAACAAGAAGCACAGAAGAUAUUCAAGGCUAACCACGGCAUGGACACAGAAGUUCUUAAGGCAAAGCUCCUGGGACUGGGAUCGGCCCUGCUGGAUGACGUGGAUCCCAACCCUGAGAAUUAUGUGUGUGCUGGAGUGAUCCAGACCAAGGGCCAGCAGGUGGGCUGUCUGCUGAGGCUGGAGCCCAACAGCCAGGCACAGAUGUACCGUCUGACUCUGCGCUGCAGUAAGGACUCCGUCUCCAAGCGUCUGUGCGAGCUGCUGGCUGAACAGUUCUAGAGUCCGGACCCCCCCCAUCACCAGUCCUCCCACCAUCCCCUACCAGCGACCUCUCCUCCCCCCAACAAAUAAUCUUUGAGUACAUAAAGGUGUAACCUACAUAAGGGAAAAAGCAGCCACUGACAGCAGCAGCGGCAAUAUUAUUGUUAUUUUAUUGUCCCAGAUUCUGAUUCCAGUCCAUCUUCUACUUGUUUAUUAACAUGAUGCUACAUCUCUGUGUGUGUGUGUGUGUGCACACGUGUGUGUGCGCGUGUCGAUGGUGUGUGUGAGAGAGAAAGAGUCCAAAUUUGAUCUGUUAGAGCAUUCCUUGAAGAUAAAUGGGUGAGGCUGUUUAUUACACACACACUCAUAUCCUCUCACACACUAGUAUAAGGCCUCCACGUUUCCUUGUGGUUCUGGUGGAAACACUAAUGAAGUGAGACCUGAGGGUCCAGAACUCUGCCGCUGCCCACUCAUUUCCGUCAAGCAUUCCCAGUGAAAAUGCACUUAAUGCGCUGACCCCCCCCCCCCCCCCCCGCCCCCGAAUGAUAAUUCCUCUCCUGGCAGCCAUGUGAUGAGUUACCUGUCAUUUCAAAGAGUCAGUACACUUGUUUAUGUUUUUGAUCUGUAUGUAAAUAUGUGCCAGUGUAUUACUUUAUCGCUUUCUGAAACAUUCCCAUGUUGCUUGUGUAAAAUGCCUGUGAUGAACCCCUAGAGUGAGAGGAGGCACAGAGUGACUGUAGACGGCGGCUGAGGGUCCGACCUGGCAGCGAGAAACAGUCGGUUAGACCCUGAGUUUCUCAUCAGCUGUCUGUAGGAGGCUUAGCAAGUCGUCUCUUAUACAACUGGAACAUUCUUUCUGAGAACACUUGGGGGAAAAUCAAAUGUCACUUUUGUGCUGCUUGCCCAAUUAUGUAUUGAAAUGAUUUGUUGUUCUAUACAACAUGCCAUGCAGAGGUGAUAUAUUUCUUUCAUAGUAAGCAACUUAAAGCAGCAUGCUUUAGAAAGAGAGAAGACUUCAUUGACAAGGACUAACUGGUCAAAUGUAUGUGUGGUUAAGUUUCCCACCUCUGAUUAAGCGCAGGAGGGUGUGACUUUAUAUCAGAGCUAUCAUGGCUUCAGAGGACCCUACAAUACUGUCUAUGUCGAACUCCUUGAUUUGUCUUUAUGAAGAAGUGCACACAGAGAUCAUUUACGUAAAGGAUAUAACAGUUUGUCAUGAGGCAGUGAUGAACAUAUGCUGCUAAACGCAAAAACCAUUCUAUGAGCCAGUUCCAGAGAAGUCUGUCUGAUAUACAUACACAACAUUUAAAGAAGAGAUCAAUACCAACACAGUAUCCCACAGCUGGAACUCUUCCUUGGCUUCCUCUCACGCACAAGCACUGAUUUUGUCGGGGAGGAUAUGAUGUAAGCAUCUACAGGGGACUCGGUAUGUUUGUGUUUGUGUUGAUUGAAUGUGGCUGUAAGCAGGUAUACAUGGUUACAUUACAUUCUCUGGCUGCGUGGCAAUCACAGGACAUUGAACUUUGUAGUGGAAAAUAUAGUCAUUCUGUGAGUGUGUGUGUAUGCAGUGUUCACUAGCUAAUGCAGCCUCGUGUAUCAGUGUUAAGAACCUGUCCAAUACCUGUGUUAGAAUUAAGAUUUACUCUGUAAUGAAAAGAUGUGAAAGUAAAACUAUGCCAUAUAUCCAA
This is a messenger RNA of Gymnodraco acuticeps, 5351 nucleotides long. RefSeq names its product adaptor related protein complex 2 subunit alpha 1 (gene ap2a1). Gene Ontology annotation, cellular component: AP-2 adaptor complex; membrane coat. Gene Ontology annotation, biological process: clathrin-dependent endocytosis; intracellular protein transport. Gene Ontology annotation, molecular function: clathrin-cargo adaptor activity. Lineage: Eukaryota; Metazoa; Chordata; Actinopteri; Perciformes; Bathydraconidae. The record is from RefSeq and is a predicted model, not a curated record.